Messenger RNA from Uranotaenia lowii, 1399 nucleotides. RefSeq names its product quinone oxidoreductase-like protein 2. The transcript has 3 exons. The record is from RefSeq and is a predicted model, not a curated record. Gene Ontology annotation, cellular component: mitochondrion. Lineage: Eukaryota; Metazoa; Arthropoda; Insecta; Diptera; Culicidae. The coding region runs from base 89 to 1285 and encodes 398 amino acids. Gene Ontology annotation, molecular function: oxidoreductase activity.
UUUACAUCGCGGUUCUUUCGAAAAUUUCCUCCCACUGCGCUCCGCUGCGAAAAUCGAAUGAAUCCGUGGAAAAGUGCCGGCUGCUGCAAUGUUUAAGUCCCUAGUUUUUACGGUAAUUAAAAGGGGCAGUAGUUCCGUUCCGGUGUUUCGUUGCGCUUCCAAAGCGGCCGAUGAUGGGUGCCACUUGAAGGCUGCUGUUCUCCGAGAGAUCGGCAAACCACUGGUUAUCGAAACAGUGGAGAGGGUGAAGAAGCUCAAAGAUGAUGAGGUUCGUGUGAAAGUUCACUAUUGUAGCUUGAACGCGACGGAUGUGCAGAUUAUAUCUGGGAAGCAUCCGGAACUAGAAGUCCCUCUGCCCUUCAUACCGGGUCACGAGGUCUCGGGGGAAGUGGUGGAGUUCGGGAAGUCGAAUCCGAAUUUCCUCAAACGAGGUGACCGAGUAGUGGCAAUGAACGAUCUCCACGAUCCUAAGGGGGCUUUGAUAUCGGAAAUGAUUCUGAAAAAUCGAGACGUCUGGAUUGUUCCCAGAGAGGUGCCCCUCAAGGAUAUGACUGUAAUGCCUUACGGACAUGGAACAGCACUGUUGGCGUUUGCCCUUCACUGUCCCCUGGAGCAAAAUGACCUGUUGCUGGUAACGGCUGGUCCAGCUGGAAUGGGCCUGGCCGCAAUCGAUUUGGCCGUUAAUGUUUACAAGGCCAAAGUCAUUGCUAUUUGCGAUACCGAGAGUAGCUCAGAUUUGGUACGACAGAAGGGGGCCUACAAAACGGUUAGCAUGAGCAAAAACUACACCAAACUGUACAAGGACAUAUCAGACGCCAUGGGAGAUAAAAAGGCACGAUUGGCUUACGACGCUGUUGGCAAAGGACUACUUCAUCUGUUGGCAGAUUUCGUUGACCAUGAAACCGGUAUGCUGUUUUCGGUUGAUCCAUUCUACAACGCGGAAAAGUUCAAAGCAACCAAACCGGAAUUCGAGGUGCCGAAAAAGAAGAAAAAAUCGGAAGAAGAUGUGAAGCAUUCCGCCCAACUCUUAGACUCCUUGAUCCACCUAGACCUCUACAAAAAUCCCGACGAAGACUUCUACAGGCAAAUCAUCACCGACACCAUCGAGAUGCGGCUUCAGAAGAUGGUAUCAGGACACGUAAGCAAAGUGUUUCCGCUACCCAAGAUCCAGGAAGCGAUUGAAUUCAUCCAGAAGAAACAAUGCACCGGCAAAGUACUGAUAGAUGUUAGGCAUACAGAUUCCAAAUCCGAUUGCGGAGAUGAGAAAAAAGACGGAAAACAUUGAAGUUAGGACGUUAGGGCUAAAAAUAUUUAUAUUCGAAUUAUAUAGCAGUAAACCGUUCCUUUAACAAAUUGUGCUUAGUCUGUUGUAUUGUGGAAAAAUGCGUUUAAUAAAUUU